Messenger RNA from Pocillopora verrucosa, 561 nucleotides. RefSeq names its product L-rhamnose mutarotase. The record is from RefSeq and is a predicted model, not a curated record. Gene Ontology annotation, molecular function: racemase and epimerase activity, acting on carbohydrates and derivatives. NCBI's taxonomy places the organism in Eukaryota, Metazoa, Cnidaria, Anthozoa, Scleractinia, Pocilloporidae.
UCCGUCAGACAUCUUCAAGAACUCUAAUAUCAUGGCUUCCAACCGUAAAACUGCGAAGAGGUUGGGAUCUGUGAUCAAAUUAAAGCCAGAAAUGUAUCAACAGUACAAAGAACUUCAUGCAGCAGUAUGGCCUGAGAUCUUGAAAAGGAUAUAUGAUAGUAAUAUAAGGAACUACACUAUUUACUAUGACAAACAUCACCACUUGCUGUUUUCUCACAUGGAGUACAUUGGGGAUGACCUAGAAAAGGACAUGGAAGCUAUAGGAAAUGACCCCAUGACAAAGAAAUGGUGGAAAGUGACUGAGCCUUGUCAAGAGUCAUUAGAGUGGACAGGGCCGCCACCCAGUGAGGGGGGUGAAGGGGGUAACUGGUGGUCACCAAUGGAGGAAAUGUUCCAUGAUGGACAUCCUGCUACACACUAUCAUUAAAUUAUGCAGAUUAUUUCAGGAUAACUGGAGAAUAUAAGAGAUAAUUUUUUGUCAAAUCAGCCAGGGGGUCAGUCAGUCAGUUAGUCAAUGGUUCAGUCACUCAGUGAGUCAGUUAAUUAGUCACUCAGUGAGUA